Molecule: messenger RNA, 1701 nt
Organism: Haliotis rufescens (red abalone)
Lineage: Eukaryota; Metazoa; Mollusca; Gastropoda; Lepetellida; Haliotidae
Product: serine/arginine-rich splicing factor 7-like
Exons: 7
Coding region: 36-848 (270 amino acids)
Biological process (GO): mRNA splicing, via spliceosome
Cellular component (GO): nuclear speck
Molecular function (GO): mRNA binding; zinc ion binding
Source: RefSeq, a predicted model, not a curated record
GAUUUCAUUCGACUGCACACAUUUGUGCAGCAGCCAUGUCGAGACGAGCGGAAGGCCAGCUCUUUGUGGGUCGUCUCAGCAAGAGCACUCGAGUGCGAGAUCUCGAGGAUUUAUUUGAGCCUUAUGGCAGACUGUUAAGAUGUGAUGUUAAAUAUGGUGCUGAAAUGGCUUAUGCAUUUAUUGAUUUUGAAGACCGUCGAGAUGGAGAGGAUGCUGUCAAGUAUGAGAAUGGGCGUGAACUUUGUGGCUCCAGCAUUAUAGUGGAGUGGGCUAAGGGCAACCCAAGGCGACCUUUGGUAAGACAGCCAUUCAACUGGGAUGUAGAGAAGCCGGUCCGUAGGGCGGAUAAUGGAUAUGAUGAGUGCUAUCGCUGCCACCGUCCAGGGCACUGGGCCCGAGAUUGUCCAGAUGACCGGUCUUUCGGUCCCCGGAGGUCGAGCAGAAGCAGUCGAUACAGAUCUCAAUCACCAAGGAGAAGGGGGAGCUACCGAUCCCGAUCUAGAUCCCGAUCUCGAAGAAGUCGGAGCCGAGAAAGGAGGAAGAGGAGCCGAAGUCGCAGCCGAAGCCGUGACAGACAUAGUAAACGUAGUCGCCACAGCAGCAGAAGCAGAAGCCGUAGCAGGGACAAGAAGAAGAGAGCAUCUCGGAGUCGAUCUCGAAGCAGGUCUGAAAAGAAAUCUGUCAGCAAGUCUAAAAGUCGCUCCAAAUCCAGAAGUCGUUCCAAAAGUAUAUCGGUGGAAAAAACGAAUGGUGAGCAGGAAGAACAUGAUGAGUCUGACGCCUCUAGAACCUCAUCUCCUGCAAGAAGCAAUGAAAGGAGCCCUUCUCCAAGUCCUGCUGAUGACUGAGUUUUCCCCGAGUCCAUGCCUGCUUUGUCCCAACCCUCCCACUGUGAAGGGAACGGACACUUGGCAGAAGUGGAUAGUUCCUACAGGUCAUGACAGUCAACACGAGUCAUUUCUUUUGACAUGAUGCCAUCCAUUUCCUAACCUCUUUGUUGGUUUUACCAUAGAUUGUAUUUUUGCAUCAAAGAUAAUUGAGAAAUGUUUUAAUUCCUUACCCUAGGUGUCCUAGAAUUUGAGAAAGCAGCAUUUAUCCCCAGAAAACAGCAUUUACCCCUAGAAAACAGGAUUUUGAUAAGGUGUUGUUUGAAUUACUGUUGUUUUCAUGGUUGUUGUUGCUUGCAGUAGGCGGAAUACAUAAUGGCAAUGUUUGACGGUGCAGGCACUGUAUUUCUGACGGUGGCUAGCUGUAGGCCCAGGGCUGAUGAGAUCUUUUUUCCUGUUUUUGCAUGCUAAAUGACAAGACAAAUAUGAAGUUUUAUAACUUUUAUGCUAGUGUAUAAACUAACAAGAUACACAUUUAAUUUGUGUUCUGGUCUGCAUGUCCGAUAUAUUAAGCUCACCUGUCGACUAAACCCAUGUCAGCUUGCAUCACAACCUGUUUGUCUGCCAUCUCCUAUGAAAGCUAUGGAUUGGUGAACACACAACUAAGCAUAUGUGUACCCACUAAUCAUGGUAGUAUGCUGCAGAUAUUGAUAACAAUAUUCUUGUUAAUAUGCAACAUGUAUCUUUCAAUGAAUACCCGAUACUUAAGUAUUGAUCUUGACAAGUAUCAUGCCUUACCUUAUGAAUAUAUUACCAGGUGAGCUUCAGUGAGUUGGUAUUUGUAUGUUGGAGUUGGUGUGUUUGAAAGGGCAUG